This is a messenger RNA of Cucumis sativus (cucumber), 477 nucleotides long. RefSeq lists its product as uncharacterized. The transcript has a single exon. Bases 125 to 316 code for a protein of 63 amino acids. NCBI's taxonomy places the organism in Eukaryota, Viridiplantae, Streptophyta, Magnoliopsida, Cucurbitales, Cucurbitaceae. The record is from RefSeq and is a predicted model, not a curated record.
AAUCAACGUCCCAUCCUUCUCUAUAAAUAUAUAUAUUCUCUUCCACCUGGGCAAUUAAUUGGCAUUGAUAGAUCUUUUGUUUUUCAUUUUUUGAUAUCUCCGGCGGAGAAGGGAAUUAGUAAAAAUGUUGUUCUGCAAGGAGGAGAAGGAAUUGGGUCGCCAGCAGGCGACGGGCACGUGCCCGUCAUGUGGGGGCAAAGUUCAAGCGGUGGAUGUGGAGAGAAGAUGGAGGUUCUGUUUUGUUCCACUCUGUUUCAAAAUCAAGAGGAAAUAUUACUGUCUAAUAUGUGGUCGUCGUUUGGAGUUGUAUCAUUAGUUUUUUUCUCUCAUUCAUUGUUAUUGUGGGGUGACAAUUGAACUUCUAACCACUGGAUCUUGGUAAUAUAAAUUUCAUGAGGGUUUAUAUAUGUUCAUGUUCACAUAUAUUUAUUAUUGCUAUUGGAAUUUUAACAUCUGAUCUACUGAUUUAAGUAGAAA